AUGCUUAGAAACAUUCAUCUGCUGCACCUCUUCCAAUCCAUCAUUUUGGAGAAGGGUCAUUUAGGUAAUAACUAUCUAUCCCUCUACAGAGGAAAUGAGCAACAGCAAGAACAGCAGCAACAGGAUCAAAUGACAUCACUAAGAUUUUUACAGCAGCAACAACAUAAUCUGCAAGCGAGUUUCCUGUCGCAGUUCCUGCAGUCGCCACAGUCUCCUGACGGUCAGGCUGCCACCUGCUUCCCACUGUCGGCGCCCUUGGGUCUUUCCCUCUCUUCACCUUGCCAGCAGCGCAGCCCUCCCCAGUCGCAACAGCAGUCGCGGCGCGUGAGAGUUCCGUCGCCGUUGCACCCGCUGACGCCACCGGAGCUCGGGUCGCCACUGCAGUGGCGGCAGUCGCCUUCGCUGACUUCGUCGCAGUCGCGGAACUCUGGGGCGGGCAACCCCGGGGGUGGUCAGGUGUGCCUUGAGCGUGCGGCCCGCUUCCACAAGAAUGCUGCCUCUCUGGUUGAUGCCACCUGCACAUGGAGUGGAACAUUACCACCACGAUCUGUCAAGUCUGGUGCCUAUUCGUGUAAGGUAUUCCUUGGAGGAGUUCCUUGGGACAUGGGCGAGGCAGCCCUGGUGAAUGAACUUCACCAGUUUGGCCAGAUACGCAUAGAGUGGCCAGGCAAAGAACAGUCGGCAUCACAGCCGAAAGGCUACGUUUAUGCCAUUCUCGAGUCUGAAAGGAAGGUUAGAGAGCUCCUGAAUGCAUGCACUCAAGAGUUGACGAGUGGUGGCAGCUGGUAUUUCAAGAUAUCCUCAAAGAAGAUGAAAGCCAAGGAAGUCCAGGUAAUCCCAUGGCUGUUAAGUGAUAGUAACUACAUAAAGUACACUUCACAGAAGCUGGACCCACAGAAAACUGUAUUUGUUGGUGCUCUUCAUGGAAUGCUAAAUGCUGAGGGUUUGGCGAAAAUAAUGAAUGACCUUUUUGGAGGUGUGAUAUAUGUAGGCAUUGACACAGACAAAUACAAGUAUCCAAUAGGCUCUGGCCGUGUGACCUUCAACAAUCCUCGUUCAUAUAUGAGGGCAGUAGUCGCAGCAUUCAUAGAAAUAAAAACUCCUCGUUUCACUAAGAAGGUGCAGGUAGACCCGUACCUGGAAGACUCCCUCUGUUCAUCGUGCGGCCUGCAGCAGGGGCCUUACUUCUGUCGAGACAUGGUGUGCUUCCGCUACUUCUGCCGGACCUGUUGGCACCGACACCACGAUGGGCGCGAGCAGCUGCAGACGCACAAGACGCUGAUGCGCAACUCCAAAGGGAGCCGUGCCGCCCCCAUCUCCGUGCCGGGCUUCUCGGCUCCUUCACUGUCAUCCCCGUCCUUCUCGUCGAUGAGUCCUCCCACUCUCAUCAACUGA
Molecule: messenger RNA, 1395 nt
Organism: Schistocerca serialis cubense
Lineage: Eukaryota; Metazoa; Arthropoda; Insecta; Orthoptera; Acrididae
Gene: orb
Product: cytoplasmic polyadenylation element-binding protein 1-B
Exons: 9
Coding region: 1-1395 (464 amino acids)
Biological process (GO): negative regulation of cytoplasmic translation
Cellular component (GO): nucleus; cytoplasm; synapse
Molecular function (GO): mRNA regulatory element binding translation repressor activity; mRNA 3'-UTR binding; translation factor activity, RNA binding
Source: RefSeq, a predicted model, not a curated record